Molecule: messenger RNA, 5218 nt
Organism: Bactrocera latifrons
Lineage: Eukaryota; Metazoa; Arthropoda; Insecta; Diptera; Tephritidae
Product: serine-rich adhesin for platelets
Exons: 8
Coding region: 1349-4762 (1137 amino acids)
Biological process (GO): protein dephosphorylation
Cellular component (GO): protein phosphatase type 2A complex
Molecular function (GO): calcium ion binding; protein phosphatase regulator activity
Source: RefSeq, a predicted model, not a curated record
ACACACACUUAUAAUUUAGUGAGUAAACACCCACAUUCAGUCUUGCUUAGGCCUGAUUUCCGAGCAUUUUUGCCGAUUUGGAAAACUGUGGAGAUACACUGCGGCGCUCGCAAUAGUUUGCUGUAUGCUGUCUGCUGUGCAGUGAUCGUCAACGGCUACGAACGCUGCUUCAACGCGGAGAGUCAAUUCAGUUCGUGCGUUCGCGGAGCGUGUGCGAGUACUCUUUGAAAAAUUUACGGAAAGCAAAUUUAAAAUUUUAACGAAGGUGUGAAGGUUCUUCUGGUUCACAAGGUAGAAUUCUUCUAUAGGUGAUCGCUGUGGUUGAAUAUCAUAUUUGGCAUGUUUUUUCACUUUUGGUAACGCGCGGGGUUCAAAAAAGAAAAAAAAACAACAAAAGAAUAAAAAUGAAAAUGUGAAAAUUUUUAUGUAAAAGGAAAUUAAAAACACACACACACGUAUAAUUUUGUAUUCAGGCGUACGCAGUGCAUUGGAAAAUUGAUUAAAGUUAAGCAAAGUCAAGCGAUUCGCGGCGAUUACGAAUGCUGCAUACGCAUCCGAGCAGUAGUGAAAUUAGUACAAAAACCUCUACAAAAUAGGCAAAUCGGUGUUUAAAAAUAGACGUGCCGCCGUCCGCAAUACGGAGCAGCCAGUCAGUACACGAAAAACAUAGCAGCACACUUAUAUGCGCGCUUACACUACACACUGCGGUAUAGGCGGUUGGAGGACCGAAACGCAAAGAAGAAGCAAAAGAGGAAGAUUUCUAGAAGGAAAAAAGUAGAAGUAGUAGACGAAGCACAAGUGUAUUGAGUGCGCUCAUACGGCAUUUGGUGAAUGUAUAGAGCGUCUUUGACGUCGCUCACGUCUGCGUCAUUGCUGCUUUCUUCGGCAUUAGCCCGUGUAGAUAGCAACGCCGUCAGCUUAGGCGGCGCGCACUUCGACUUGUUCGUUGUUUCCUACAACAUCUUCACUUUCGUCGACGACGUUGUCGUAGUUGCCGCUGUUGUCGUCACAACGUCGACGGGAAGAUAUGAAGCAAGCGCCGCUCCACCAAAGGGGAAACACAAACAGACAACAAGAGAGUAGCGCACCCUGGCAUAUUGUGGGAAUCGUGUCGAUACGGUAAAAUUUCGCUACAAUUCGCCAUUUAUUCAGCAUUCGAAAGCUGGUGAGUUGUCGUGAAAUUAGAGUUUGUGCGGAGUGUGUUUUGCUGCAACGCAUCUAAUCUUGCAACUUGUGGCAUUUUAUUUAUACGCGGAAACAAAUAUAGCGGAAUCAAGUAGUAAUAAAAAUUUUGUAAACAAACUCGUGUCACCGAUUCCCUGCCGCAGUCCCUACGCAGCGGGCAAAUAUGCAAGCAGCGCCUYCGAACGCCGCCACAAAACCUAAAACCGCCUCCAUAACGACCACAACAAAACCGACCAUAAUAACGCAUCCAGUAAAAACGAAACCCUACAUUGAUUCCCAUCUAUAUCAGUCUACAUUACAGCAGCAGCAACAAAAAACAAUUGGUAGUCCGAUUGGUAGCGGCAAAACGAGCGUCGUGCUCUCCGACGAUCCCACGCGAGAGAUUGAGGAGAUCUCAAAAAAGAUAUCGGAGCACGCCGAUGCAUUAUACCAUACGUGGAAGAGUCGUGGACUAGCACCGACUGAAUUGUUGGGUUUCUAUACGCAUGCAGCGGCUGCAGCUGCAACAGGCGACGGUGCAAGUGACGCGGGCGAUCUUUUUGCGGUCGAUGACGAGCAAACAGCGGAGGGACUGCAGAARUUGGUGAAAACCUUUGUGUUAAAAGAUAAGGAACAGCGCGCGGGCAAGGCGCACACGAAUACCAGUAGCGCGGUUGGCAGAUUAGGUAGUGGUGUUGUGAGUGCCGGUGUUAUUGGUAUAGGUGGUGUUGGUGGACUCGUUGGCGCCGGUAGCGUUGAUACAAUAMAAGAGUCAAACGUCGAUGUCAAUAUGGUGGGUAAAUUGAAACAGACAACGACGUCUACAACAAAAAGGAGCGUCACGUCACCGAAGUCACCCACAACCACAUCGGCUAUAUUGAUGAAAAGCGCCGAUGCACCUGGCGCUGAUGUAGUGGAUACGCUGAAGAAGAAGACUACAAAAUCCAAUGGUAAAACAGUCGGCGCCACAUCUUCCAGUGCGGCGACGUCUUCGGUAACUAGUAAGUCGGCGCUUGCACAGAAGCAUGAGAAACAACAACACGCAACUAGCAGCGGUAGCGGCGCCGCAACGUCAACUAAGUCGCGAGGCACAAGCUCUGUCUCCAACCCUACAGCUAACACUACCACAAUUGGGCGCAGUAAGCCRCAUGUUUCGAAUUCCGCACCACUGGAUAUUAACUUAACGGUGGACUUAAAUCUAGAUCUGUCGGAUCUUUCAGAGUUGCAGACGCAUAAUUUGCGCAAAAUCAAAGAGCUGCUACAGGAAAAUACACCAACAACAACAACAACAACACAAACAGCGAAAGCUGCAACAAACAACGGUACGAAGCAGUCGAGGAAGACGAAUACGGCUAAUACAACAUCAACGACAGAYGCCGACGCCGCGCGACAUAGCGCUACUCAUCAUUCACGCCGCGGAGAGCUGACGCCCAAAAGCAACCAUGUCGAUAGUGGCGGUGGUGGCAAGGGUGAAGUGAUGGCUGUCARCAAUGGCGGCGGAGGAAGUGUCAAUAAAGCGGCAAUCACAAUUGUUGGCAACGGUGGCGUUGCUGCUGUUGAUGGUGUUGUUGYUGUUGCAGCAAGUGUCAAUGUUGAUAAAAAUAGCGGCACCAGCGGCGCGGGUGCGAGCAGCAGUGGCGACAAAGGURGCGGCGCGGCCAUUAYAACAGCCACGAACAGCAAGCGGAGCACGGCGGCGGCUGCGAAAGUGAACAAUUCGAAAUUAACGCCAGCUGAUAAUCAAUCGAAUCAUAGUGCCAUUAGCGUCAGUGGCCACAAGCAAUCGAGCAAAGAAAGCGGCGAAAAAAGUACCAUCACAACAACGAGCGCGACACCGAGCACGCGGAUUGCAACUGUCAGUGGCAGUAGUGGCAACAAAUCAAUCAAAGCGCCCACCAUUAAGGAGGAUAAUAAGAACGACAGCAACAACAAUACCAAUACCCAUACUACUAAUCACUUGAGUAGUGGUGCYAGCCAACAUCGUAGUGGCAGCAAGUCGAGCGCGAAAAAGGAUACAAGAACUGCUAACAGYAACGGYACAGGAGCAGCAACGGCAGGCUCUACAAUUGCUGGCGCUACGGCUGAGAACGGUAUGGCAGCUAUGCCUGCAGCAGCAAGUGGCGCGUCAACAACAACACCUUCAAAAUUUGUCAAAUCUGGACGUACGCUGACCAAUGGACAGGAUAAAUAUGUUGGUCGACCGAUACUUACGCGCGGCUCGGUUGCAGAGCGUGUGCUUAUGUUCGAGAAGUGUCCGGAUGUGCGGAACUCGUUUUUGAAUAUCAAAAGACCCGAUCCAGCGGAUGCGCCACCAAAAAGUCUGCUCAAGGUUAAAUUGCAUUCAACACCGCCACCGCCGCCCGAACACAAUUCAAUACAACGUGAAAUUCGGAAUACCAAAACAGCUUACAUACCCAGAUUUUACUUCCCACAUGGCAAGCCACAGCCACAAAUCGCAUUGGAACGCACUUUGCGCGGUAUUUUGGCCGCGUUCGACUCAUUUCCGAACAAUCAGGUGACCAAAGACGAGCUGCCGCGCAUUUUGAAAAUCUGCGGUCUGCCCUUCUAUUGGCGCAUGCCGGUGAUGGUUUUCUGUCAGCAGGGCAACUCUGGGCUGGUGGAGCGACAAAGAUUCGUGGAAUUCUGGAAACAAAUGAAUGUUUACUGUCAUGAUGCCGCCUCACGCUUCGUUUACAUUUUAUCACGCGGUCAACGUUUUCGCCAAUAUAUACUGCCAGAGGAUUUGGCGCCGCUCGUGCAAGACGUGGUCGAUACACAUCCUGGCUUGGCGUUCCUCAAAGAGGCCACCGAGUUUCAUUCCAGAUAUGUACACACAGUCAUUGCGCGAAUAUUCUAUUCGGUGAAUAGAUGCUGGUCGGGCAGGAUAAACAUAUCGGAACUGAAGAAAUCCGAUCUCUUGGAGGUGCUCAAGUUACUGGAGGAGGAGGAUGAUAUCAAUCAAAUUAUGGCUUUCUUCAGCUAUGAACACUUCUAUGUCAUCUAUUGUAAGUUCUGGGAAUUGGACAAAGAUCAUGAUCUGCUUAUCAAUCAGGAUGAUCUGGCGCGGCAUAGUGAUCAUGCUUUGUCCACACGCAUUGUUGAGCGAAUAUUUUCGGGUUGUGUAACGCGCGGUGAUAACAAGAAGCAGCCAGAAGAUGAGCCGAAAAUGUCCUAUACCGAUUUUGUGUGGUUUCUGCUUUCCGAGGAGGAUAAGCGUACACCUACCGCAAUCGAGUAUUGGUUCCGUUGUAUGGAUAUCGACGGUGAUGGUGUGUUGUCCAUGUACGAAUUGGAGUACUUCUAUGAGGAACAACAACAGCGCAUGGAAUCGAUUGGCAUUGAGACGUUGCCAUUCGAGGAUUGUUUGUGUCAGAUGCUGGACAUGAUUAAGCCUGCACGUCGCGACUGUGUUACAUUGGGCGAUUUGAAGCGCUGCAAAAUGACACAUGUCUUCUUCGACACAUUCUUCAAUCUGGAGAAAUACUUGGAUCAUGAGCAACGUGAUCCGUUUGCCUCGCAAAGAGAUGAAUAUUCUUCGGAUUGGGAUCGCUUUGCGGCGCAGGAAUACGAACUGCUCAUCUCGGAGGAAAACGAAUGAACACAUACUAACAUGCAUACAAAUCGUACAAACUACAUACACAUCUACAAGUUCUUUGUAUAAAGCAAAUAUGUGCAAAGCUAUUUUUAUAAAAAAAACAAAAACAAAAACAAAACCAAAAAACGAAAGAAAGUUUAUAAGGAGAGGGAGCAAAUUUUUCUAGUACACCUAACAAUCUAUUGAAUUAUAUUUAUUUUUUAUGAUCCUAGUUAUUUAUAAACAUACACACCCACAUUUCGCAUGAACCAAAUUAAAAUAUGCAUACACUAACAAAUACCAAAAGCGAGCGGGAUUUGGAGAAUAUUAGUGAAAAUCCACGAACCACUCGUAUGGCCAUUACCUAACGUUGAAUGGCGGAAAAUCUAGUCACAAACACUCAUUAUUUGCAUAACACUUGCAAUCAUAACAAAUUGAUGUGCGAGAAAACAGCGCUGAGCCGGUAAAUGGGAACGGAAG